AUGUCCGUCCUGCGCCACGGAGGAGGCGGCGGCUUCCUCCAGCGCCGCCUCACCAAGCUGUAUACCGAUACCAAAACAUCCUGUGAGAGUGUCACCACCGCCUCAAAGGCACUCGAUGAUCCGGAACUCGUUGCCCUCCACCAGAGUUUCCAGAAACAACGGGACCGGCUGUUGGCCUGGGGUUUGGACUGGAGCGACGCCAGCGCCGCUCAGCCCAACGAUAUCGAUGAGUCUUUGACUGCGGCUGGAUUCAGCGAUGUGGUUGAGAGUGUCAUGUCUACAAUUCAGGACCUGCUCAAUGAUGCCGAACGAGUUCAGCACCUUGACCCCCCGCUUCCCUCGAAAGACCGCAAGGUGGACCCGUCAAAAGAAGCCGUCGGACCUCUCAAGACCCAGUGGACAGACAAUGAUAUCAGCCGUUCGCAAACAAUAUUGAGUGACUUGACGGCCUGUAUUGACACCUUAUACGACCUCUCCCGCUCGCGUCGGACAAUGGCCUCUAGCAUGUCUUCAACCAAGCGGCGCGCUCGACCCAUUCCGGCCUCACCAUAUGACUCUCCCCUUGGCUCUUUCUCUGAAUCUAAAGAAAAGGUCCAGAGCCCGAAGCAACUCUUUGAACAAUAUACCUCAUCUCCUACUAUGCAGCGUGAUUUCGCUGCAUCAUUCAUCUCCCCCCAUCAUCUUAUCAUUCAACGAUCUGCUUUGCAGCUAUAUGGAGCUGCCGUUGAUAACAAUCCUCCACCAUAUGAGCCAGUUGCAGCGUCUUCGAACUCGCGUGCCGUUGGUCGAUUAAAUACUUCCGCCUCUUCUGCUCUUAAGACCUCUAUCAAAGAAUCUCAUGUUUCCGUCUUGGUUGAGUUUAUGCCUAUCAUGGCGGAUUCCCAGAAGGACGCUAAGAAUACCCGACUGGAAAAGUUGCAACAAUCUCUCGAUCAACUGCUGCAGAAUGCCAGGAUAUCACAUCUUGGUCUUUUACGAUUCUUAGGCUAUUGCAUUGAUGAGCCAAACGCCCGUUACGCCUUUCUUUAUCAGAUGCCCGUUGAUUAUUUCCCAUUUCUCACCAAUCCAAGUGAUUUAUUGAAAGAAUUGAAGCCCAUGCCACUCGUCUCACUUCUCCCCUCCCCUUCCGCAGAAGACUAUCGUGAGAAGCGGAUGCCAAACCUGGAGACCCGCUUUCGGCUUGCCUAUGAUUUAUUGAUGUCUGCCUUGCACUUGAGAAGUCAAAACGUCGUGCAUGGUAAUAUCAAUAGCAGUAAUGUCAUUUUCUUUCCCGGUCGGACAGAUGCAAACAACGAGGAUGGUGGCUUGUCUCCUGACCUUCGUCGUCCUUAUCUGACCUCCCCAGCUCGCUUCUCCGGAGACGGACCCACCCCUGAGCCAUUGAGUACGGCCAUGUAUCGUCACCCAGAAGACAAGAGGAAUGUCGAAGAUGAUGGUGCAUGGGCUUAUGAUCUUUACUCGCUCGGUCUGAUCUUGCUGGAAAUUGGUCUGUGGGCACCGGUUGGGCGCCUAUGGAAAAUGAAAUAUGACCGUUCCUGGUUCAAACACCGCGUUGAGGAUCUCUACGUCAAGAAGCUUGGGGCGAAGUGCGGUGGUGCGUACCUGCAGGCCGUGCAACUUUGUCUUGAUGCACCCAAUUUCCAUCUUUCUACGCAACCCAUGACGGACCUCUCUCUCCGUGUUCCUCAGAUCUACCACUAUCCUGUCCUCGACUUGUCUGAUCCCGACGGGACAUUUUCUUUUUCGAUGAACUUUAUGUACACCAUCUGCAAGAUUCUCUGGUCAUGUUGUCGGAUCGACAUCUUCUCCGCGCCGCCUGCCGAGGAACUGGAUGACUGCCUACCACUGGCUCUUGUCCCCGCCCCAGAGUCUACACCCGCAAAUGAGCAAGUGUCCGCUUAUAAGUCUGCCUGUCAGCCAGCUGACCUUGGUAAGAAGCUACCGAGCAUACCGACCCGCCAGUGGGGUGCACAGGAAAGAAGUCUAGAGAAACCCGCCAAGAAACGCACGGUCAGGCGUCUUCCUAAUCUCGAAAUACCUGAUGCGCAUCUACAGGAAUGGAAUUUCCAGAUGAUGCCGAAGUUGAGCCGCCUACUACAAAAAAUCCUGAAAGACUCAAAUGAAUCAUGUGGAGCUAAUCUCAUAAUGACCGGAGAAUCGCUCGAAACCGCACGGACCACCAUCUGUGUUACCUGUUCAAGCGUCAAGAAAGUUCGCUCUGCUCUGAAAAAACAUUUUCAGCUGGGUCGUGAUGAUUGGGAUCUUAUCGUCAUUCGGGGUGAUAUCGAAAGAUCCAAGGUUCCUCGUAAUAAACGACGCAAGCCGGCGAUGACACGCCCCAACGGAUCUAACGAAACGCCUUUUCGUCAACGAGAACUGAAUCCAUGUUACCAGCAACGACCGUUAUGUGGCGCUUCCAUUGGUGCCUUCCAAAAUGAGGAACAUCUGCCCCCAGUCUCGUAUGGCGGUGCAGUCCUAGUUGAUGGAAUGCCCUAUGGUCUGACAGUUCAUCACAUGCUUGAGGCUCCGAGCGACGAUGAAGAAUCCGAGAACAACGACGAAGAUGUACCGGCUCGUUUUGCAGGUAAUUGGCCUCGUAACACGCACACCCCUACCGUCCCGAAUACGCAUUUAACUCAUGCCCACACCGAAAAUAAACAAUCAGAAGAAAAUCUUGACCUCGAGAUAUCGGAUUUUGAGGAUGAUGAUAGCGCAUCAAUAUCACAGGGUCCAGGAGAUGGCCAUGAUGAAUACUGGCUAUCCGACGAUGAAUCCUCCGACGAUGAAUCCAUUGAUCCCGACAACGAAGAUGAUGACGCUGCAUCAAUAGGCGACACAACCGGUAUCGAGCCAGGUGAAGAGCCACGGCUUUUUGUCACCCAGCCUGCGAUUGAUGACGUCCAUGAGGAUUUUUUUCCGUCACCCGAAGAUCGAGAUGACGAGCAUCUUGCCUCGCAUUCUUUAGGCUACAUCCAUGCAUCAUCAGGUGUGCGGCGCUGGAUGUGGAAGGGGAUCAAGCAUGAGAUUGAUUGGGCUCUCAUCAAAGUCGAUGACGCUCGCAUGGACCCUCGCAAUAUCAUCGUCGACAGCACGACGUCCUCUCCUGCUAGGCCCCUUCCUGGACGAGCGGCUCAAAGCCCACCCAUAUUUCUCAAUCAAAUUGCUCGGAUGGAAGAGCUGGGUGGCUUGCAAGUCCAUUGUUGUGGCCGGACAAGUGGCCUACAAUCAGGCCUUAUAUCUAAGGCAAUGACGCUAGUUAAGCUGCAUGGUCGUCACUCCUUUUCGACGAGCUUCUGUGUCAAUGGGAACUUUGGAGCCCCUGGCGACUCCGGCGCAUGGGUAUUUGACAGAUCAACCGGCCGAGUCUGCGGCCACGUCUUGGCCUGGUCCGAAAAGAGCAACACCACCUACAUCGCCCCAAUGGAAGUCACUAUCGAAGACAUCGCACGCACCCUUAACGCCUCCCUCGUCUCCCUUCCUGGUGAUCCCACCAGGUCCAUGGGCUACAUCUCUCAUGCCUCGUCACAACAACCAGCCCAAUACCGCUAUCCGUCACAACAACUUCCUGGUGACUUCAGCCGUCUGACUGUCGGUGGUCCUCCUACACCCCCAAUGCCUCCACCUCAUCCCUUCUCCCAUCCUCAUCCUCACCCAUAUCCUCACCAUCCGGGUUUCAGUCGCCCUCCACCUCCACCUCCUCCACCACGACCCGGCUCUCGGGAAAGCCAUGGCUUCCGUGGUCGUGUGUCGCCAAUUCCACCGACCCUUUUAACAGGGCCCCGGAAUGUUGAACGUCAGCUUGCGUGA
Messenger RNA from Penicillium longicatenatum, 3807 nucleotides. RefSeq lists its product as uncharacterized. Bases 1 to 3807 code for a protein of 1268 amino acids. The record is from RefSeq and is a predicted model, not a curated record. Lineage: Eukaryota; Fungi; Ascomycota; Eurotiomycetes; Eurotiales; Aspergillaceae. Gene Ontology annotation, biological process: protein phosphorylation. Gene Ontology annotation, molecular function: protein kinase activity; ATP binding. The transcript has 2 exons.